Messenger RNA from Aspergillus melleus, 867 nucleotides. RefSeq names its product RTA1 domain-containing protein. The transcript is spliced from 3 exons. Lineage: Eukaryota; Fungi; Ascomycota; Eurotiomycetes; Eurotiales; Aspergillaceae. The coding region runs from base 1 to 867 and encodes 288 amino acids. The record is from RefSeq and is a predicted model, not a curated record. Gene Ontology annotation, cellular component: membrane.
AUGCCACAACUCGAAGCGCGAGAGGGCUUCAGGUUCUUUCACUACACCCCGUCUCUGGGCGCUGCGGUGGUCUUCAUCAUCUGCUUCCUGCUCACGACUAUCUUCCACACCUACCAGCUCUUCCGCACGCGAACAUGGUUCUUCAUCGCCUUUGUCCUGGGGGGUUACUUUGAAUGGAUCGGCUACUGCGCGCGAGCAGUUUCGGCCAACCAGUCCCCGGAUUGGACUCUCGGCCCCUUCAUCGUGCAAUCUGUUCUUCCCCUCGUGGCACCGGCGUUGUUCGCCGCGAGUAUCUACAUGGAAUUGGGCCGUCUCAUCGUGGUCCUCCACGCCGAAAAACAUAGUCUGAUCAGGAUCAAAUGGAUGACCAAGAUCUUCGUGACGGGUGAUGUUCUGUCCUUUCUACUCCAGGCAGCCGGCGCCGGCUUAAUGGGCAUGAAGUCCAAAAUGGCCGAAAACGGCCCCAAUAUCAUCAUCGGCGGCCUCGUCAUCCAAGUCCUUUUCUUUGGCUUCUUCAUGAUUUCGUCCGCCGUCUUCCAUAUGCGCAUGCAUCGUGAUCCAACCCCGUACUCGCUUUCAAAACCUCUCCGCUGGACGGAAAUUAUCUAUGUGCUCUACGCGGCGAGUCUUUUGAUUCUGGUGCGAUCGAUCUUCAGGUUGAUUGAGUAUGCGCAGGGCAAUAACGGGUAUUUGAUCUCUCAUGAAGUAUUCUUGUAUAUUUUCGAUGCCUUAUUGAUGUUUGCGACCAUGUUGGUCUUUCAUGUGGUGCAUCCCAGUGAGCUAAAUGUAUGGUUGAAGGGGAAGGGUGUGUAUACCAGGGGAAUCAAGGUUCAGAAGUUUGCCGGAAGUGGGGAGGUCUUGUCUUAG